AGGUGUGUGUGUGUGUGCUGCAGGUGUGUGUGGCAGUGCACACUGACUGCUGCAGCAAACUGUAUUUGUGGCAGGAGAAAGUGGCAUCAAAUUAACAAGAACCCUGCACUGACUGACCCUGGAGGGGAUGGUUUGCUAAACCAAUUCUUGAUUGACGUGUAACAGAAAACUGCUCGCUAACAUUUAUCUUUUCUGGUUGACUCCUAGAGGCUGCGUCAUCAAACACUUUCUGAGAGGGACUCCGCUGUCUGAGAGAGAAUUCCGAGGAGGGCGGAGAAAGCGUUUCCCUUGUUACGCACCUGGUAUGGGAGAACAGGUUUAAAGGGAUUGUGCAGUCUUCAGCGAAACAAUGGCCAGAAGUUGGUUUAUGAAUAACCGACCUCUUGCAAAUUCCCGGUAUCAGCCCACUGCAUACGAGCACGCUGCAAACUGUUAUACGCAUGCUUUGCUGAUUGUCCCUGCGAUUGUGGGCAGCACGCUGCUUCACCGACUGUCAGAUGACCGGUGGGAGCGGAUCACGGCGUGGAUGUAUGGAGUGGGUCUCUGUGCCCUAUUCAUCGUCUCCACAGUGUUUCACAUCAUCACCUGGAAAAAGAGCCACUUGAGGACAAUGGAGCAAUGUUUCCACAUGUGCGACCGCAUCGUCAUCUACUUCUUCAUCGCUGCCUCCUACGCUCCUUGGUUGAAUCUACGGGAGCUCGGGCCACUGGCCUCCCACAUGCGUUGGUUUAUCUGGAUUAUGGCGGUUGCUGGCACUAUCUAUGUGUUCUUAUACCAUGAAAAGUAUAAGAUUAUUGAGCUUCUCUUCUACUUGGCCAUGGGAUUCUCCCCCGCUGUGGUGGUGGCAUCAAUGACAAACACUGAUGGGAUGCAGGAGCUUAUUUGGGGCGGGCUGCUGUACUGUCUGGGUGUCAUCUUCUUCAAAAGUGAUGGGAUCAUUCCGUUUGCCCACGCCAUCUGGCAUGUCUUCGUGGCGUUGGCUGCAGCCGUGCAUUACUAUGCCAUCUGGAAGUACCUGUACUGGAGCUCCCCAACUCCUGUAUGGAAGGACUAUUAGACACAUCCAGCUGGCCUUGUGUGGAUGACAGAUUUAUACUUGACUUCCUUCAAAAGAGAAAAAGUUUUAAAUUGGUGGCCGCAGAUCAGAGAGCGGAGGGAGGGAGGAGCGGGAACACAAUGUGGUUAGCACGCAGGUCGUCUGCCGCUCAGCGUUCAGUAACUCAGCUGUGAAGCACAGGACCUCCCUCCAGAGACGCUGUGCAAUUGUCGGGUGGCAGAGAGGGAACGCUAAGAGCUUGUAAAUGUUUUUUUGGGGAGGGUGGGAGAAUUCUUCCUCACUUCUUUUCCUGUGAAACUUGAGACUUUGAACUCUGGAUGCUGAUGGGGAUUUCCCAGGAUGGAUCUUGCUGUUAGAAUAUUGAACUCUGCCUGGGGCUCAGGGAUCGGACGUCGUGAGAGCUGCUCUCAGCUCUGGGCAUUAUUGGUUUUGAUCCAGAUUGCCGCAGUAAAGUCAGUUGGUACAUUCCACACACAGCAAUUUAUACCUCUGCUUCCUACCCAUCAUCAUCAGAUGAGGCUGGAUCUCAUUGGACGAGGCUGUGAGAACAAUUCAGUGAAGACUUCAUCAGCUGCUGUAUUUCGACGAAGUAUUGUUUAGGUUGAGCUGCUGGUUCUGACACCAGCGAUGGGGAUUUUGGAGAUGAAUAUGUUUUAUUUCCUUGCAAAGGCAGAAUGGAGUCUGGUUUCCUGUGACAGUAUUAUAGUAAGCGUGUGACCUGUGUGUGUGUGUGCGUGUGCGCUCCUGUGUCAUUGAACAACAUGGAAAGAAAAGCACUUUCACAGCAUCGUGUCGCUCAGGCCUGGCAGGAUCAUGGCGGGCGAGCACUGCUCAGGGAUCUCCAUUCGGGAGGCAGCGGGAAGCUGUGUCACUGAUCUAUCGGGUGCUUUGGAUCAUCAGCAAUGCUGCCGGCCUCAAGUUAGGACACUCACUUUCCAGUUUUUUACAGUUUGUAAUUUUCUAAGAGAGUAGCUGUUUGUGUCAGCAGCUGCCAUGUCUCUGGUUUGCUUUCGCAGCAAAACAUCAAUUGUGUUAUUCGUACACUGUGAGUGCUUCCCCAGGUUUACAGCUUCUCUUGUAUUAAGCGAUAUAAGGCUUGAAUAUAAAUGUUUACAUUUUGGGAAGACUUUGAGCAUUGUACAGACUUCGUGGGAAAUAUAAUUGAGUUUAGACCUGACCUGAAUCUGCAGCUGUUUCUGUGGAGCGUUGUGGUGUUUUCUCUCUCUCUCUCUCUGACUCCCCGUAAAACAAUAGCUGAGUGUUGAAUGAGCUGGUUCUGACUGAGAACACAGCUCGCACCUGCACUGCCAGAGACGCGCAGCAACACAUUGGGGAAGUGACAUGAAUUCUGACAAUGUUCACUUGUUGGGAAUUGUCGUGUUGAGCGUCUCCAGCAGCUUGGAGACACCGGGCUGGAAAACCUGCUCGGUGUGAUCAAAGCUGCCGCAUAACUCAGGUGUUUGACGGGAGCAGAAUGGGAUGGUUGGGAGAGGGAACAACCCAGGGAUCCUACGGCCACUGUCAGUACUUGCUUUUCACCAAAUAUUCCACACAAUGUAAGACUUUCAAUGGUGCUUUCCUUCACAUCCGUGAAAUAGUUUUAAAAGGCUUUGUUUCCCUUUUGAAGUACAGGUUAUCAAACUUCUCACUCGGGUAAUAGUCACCUCCUGUUUGUAGUAGUUUUCCUCAAGAUCAAUGACCGAGAGUGACAGCUGGACAUGGGCUGGUUCCUCUGGGCGUUGAGACUUUCUGGAUGUGCGACUUGCCCAGGACCUGUUAUAGGAAUCGUGCACAGAAAUAUAGUACCAAAUGUGAGUAAACCAUUCCCUUUGACCCUCUGUGUGCUAGUGCUGAGCUGUGUGCACUCAGUAUGAGCACAAGUGAAUGUGGAUUGUUUACCUGUUGUGGGCUUUGUGGCUCUGGAGAAUUCAAUCCAGCAAAAGUUUACACCAGUGGUGGUCGACCCAUGACCCACGGGGCCGUCAAGAAGUGGCCCACUGAACAUUCACACUAGUGUAGGUGAAUCUGUUUUAAAUCAGGGUUUUGUUUACAGUUUUUUCUUGAAUAUUUCUUGAAUUAUAGCAACAUUCAAGAUUUAUUUUGUCGUCCAACCAAAUAGUUAGCCACCACUGACAUCCAAUCCUGUAGCACCAGAUAUCAGUGACGUGAUAUUUUGGGGCUUUAGUAUAAAUUCCCUUGUAAGGGGGUGGGGGGUGGUUCUUGUACUGUAUGUAUUAAAUGGUUCCACUUGUCUGCAAUAUUUUGGAAAGAUUUGCCAGUGAAUGUACGUGAGGCGGCUGUGAUUUGAAUUGUGUUUGGGGUGGGUGGG
Callorhinchus milii (elephant shark) is the source of this 3386-nucleotide messenger RNA. RefSeq names its product monocyte to macrophage differentiation factor. The transcript has 8 exons. The record is from RefSeq and is a predicted model, not a curated record. Gene Ontology annotation, cellular component: membrane. Gene Ontology annotation, molecular function: pore-forming activity. The coding region runs from base 350 to 1057 and encodes 235 amino acids. Lineage: Eukaryota; Metazoa; Chordata; Chondrichthyes; Chimaeriformes; Callorhinchidae.